Messenger RNA from Epinephelus moara (kelp grouper), 6749 nucleotides. It is a transcript of the gene osbpl9, whose product is annotated as oxysterol binding protein-like 9. Gene Ontology annotation, molecular function: sterol binding. Gene Ontology annotation, cellular component: membrane; cytosol; intracellular membrane-bounded organelle. Lineage: Eukaryota; Metazoa; Chordata; Actinopteri; Perciformes; Serranidae. The record is from RefSeq and is a predicted model, not a curated record. The transcript has 33 exons. Bases 383 to 2311 code for a protein of 642 amino acids.
UUCUCUUCUGCCUGCGUGAGAGGAAGUGUGCCUUUCCUGCCAGGGGAGGGUCCUGGAUUAACUCAGCUCUGUCUGCCCUCAUACCAAACGCUCAGCUGAUAACUGCUGCCGAAGGAUAUACUGUAGCCAGACUGACUGCACUGCUAACUGCUGCUGUGGUUUAUAUUGGCAGACUGCAGUGGAGAGCAAGAGGAGGAGAUUGUUUUCAGUUUCUGUGUGGAGGAGGGAGGAGGGAGAAAGAAAGAACGCUAACUUCACCAGAGCUGGUGGUUUUGCUGCUGUAGGGAGAGGAAAAACAGAAUAACGGAGGCAGAGAAAGAGAAAACGAUCUUGUGUCAGGCUUAAUGGCCUGAUGGGGGAGAUGUCCAAGGUUUAACGCAGCAUGUCCAUUGGAGCGAGGCACCCAGAGGCCGAGACAGGAUUUGUUCCUAGUGUUCAAGACUUUGAUAAGAAGCUAGCUGAAGCUGACGCCUACCUGCAGAUUCUGAUUGACCAGUUAAAGCUGUUUGAUGAGAAGAUCAAGGACUGCAAAGAGGAUGAAUCACGCAGAAAAAUCGAAAAUUUGAAGGAGACUACUUGUAGCAUGGUAGAGUCCAUCAAGCACUGUAUUGUACUGCUGCAAAUCGCCAAGGACCAAAGUAACGAACAGCAACACGCAAACGGACUUAUAAGCACCAUAAACCCAGUGGAUGGGAUCUACCAACCCCCUCUGGACACUCCUGUAGUCAACACCACGAUGCCAACACAGACCACACUACCCACAGACGCUUCUCAGGUGUGUAAAUCAGACCAACGACCCUCCACGUUACCUGUUGGUCCCGUCGUCACAGUGAUGGGCAGUCUGCAGACCCCAACUCCCAACAGCACAGGGAGUGGCCCGUCAGGCCCCAGCAGCGGCGUCGCCUCUCCUGCUCACAUCCCCCUCCCCUCGCACUCGGUGCCAGACUUCUCCUACUCCUCCAGCGAGGAUGAGUUCUAUGAUGCUGAUGAGUUCUACCAGAGCAGCACUUCCCCCAAACACUGCAUAGAUCCCUCAGGGCCUCAAGCUGCCUCGCCCCUCACUAAUGAAGCGACAGCGUUGAAACGACCAGACACCACCGAGUCCCUCAACUCUUCCAUGUCCAACGGCACCACAGAUGCAGACCCGUUUGAUAGCCACGACGACCGCGAUGAUGAAGGCGAGGGCGAGUCCGUGGAGGAGCACAAGAGCGUCAUCAUGCAUCUUCUCUCCCAAGUUCGAUUGGGAAUGGACCUCACAAAGGUGGUGCUGCCUACCUUCAUCCUAGAGAGGAGAUCUUUGUUAGAAAUGUACGCAGACUUCUUUGCACAUCCCGACUUAUUUGUAAGUAUCGCUGAUCAGCCGGAGCCCCGGGAGCGCAUGGUUCACGUGGUAAAGUGGUACCUGUCAGCGUUCCAUGCGGGGAGGAAAGGUUCAGUGGCCAAGAAACCUUACAAUCCAAUCCUGGGAGAAGUCUUCUACUGCCACUGGGAUCUGCCCAGCGAAUCAGAGGAGCCUUCCCUACACACGGAGACGGUGUCAGAGGGUCCAGUACCGUGGUCGUCAACCAACAGCGUGUGUUUUGUGGCAGAGCAGGUCUCUCACCACCCACCCAUUUCUGCAUUCUACGCAGAGUGUUUAAAUAGGAAGAUUCAGUUCAACGCCCACAUCUGGACCAAGUCUAAGUUCUUAGGCAUGUCCAUAGGUGUCCACAAUAUUGGCCAAGGUUGUGUGUCGUGUUUGGAGCAUGAUGAACACUACAUCCUCACCUUCCCCAACGGAUAUGGCAGGUCGAUUCUGACUGUGCCGUGGGUGGAGCUGGGCGGGGAGUGCAGCAUCUCCUGCUCUAAGUCGGGCUACAGUGCGAACAUCGUAUUCCACACCAAACCCUUCUACGGAGGAAAGAAGCACAGGAUCACCGCUGAGAUUUUUGCACCAAAUGAUAAGAAGUCUUUCUGCUCCAUCGAGGGAGAAUGGAACGGAGUGAUGUACGCCAAGUGGGCAACUGGGGAGAACACAGUGUUCAUAGACACUAAGAGGAUAGGCAUCAUUAAGAAGAAAGUGAGAAAGCUGGAAGACCAGCUCGACUACGAGUCCCGAAGAUUGUGGAGAGACGUGACGUUGAACCUGAAGCUGAAAGACAUCGAUGCAGCAACAGAUGCCAAACACCGGCUGGAGGAGAAACAGAGAGCCGAAGCCAGAGAGAGGAAGGAGAACGAGCAGCAGUGGGAGACCAGGCUAUUCCACGAGGACGGGGAGUGCUGGGUCUACGACGAGCCUCUAUUAAAGAGAUUAGCCUCUCAGAGGCACUGAGCAGACUACGCACACAGAUAACACACACCAUACGUAUGCAUAAAGAGAUGCACACACACAACAGAGUCUUCAUAAGAACUCUUUUGCAAAACCACUUCUUUUCCAAGCCUUGGAAUGACUGAUGAUUGAAUAUGUACACAGCUUUGCAUUUGACUGUAAAACAACAAUAUGGAAAUGAAUGAAAUCAAAUGGAAAAGCAUCUAAGAUGUAACAUGAAAACUAGUAAAGCUCCUCUCCUUAUUUGGGCAAUGUCACUUCCACCGCCACAGAUACCCGCCAACACAAGACUUGGCAGCGCAGAGGGUUGACACGUCUCUCAGCUCUGUCCGUCAGCUUCACGGCCACACCUCUCAUCAGGUCCACAGGACGAGCCACUCGUUUCCCUACACAGAUGUUUUUUGGGAAGGGGGGGCAAAAGUGUGUGUGGUCGAUGGUGUUCAAAUCAAAUAAACCUUGACAAAUAAAACGGCGCUCUACAUCUCAGGGAAUCUGGUGACUGAGGAAAGAAAGCUGCUGCCCCCUCCGAGAGUCUGACAGCCUUAUAACGGUGGAAGGGACGAAUCUUAAAGGGGCGGGGGAGGAAUUCUCCGCUUGCCUGCAACUAGUUGUAACUGUUGUUUAUAUAUAGAUAUACAUAUGAUGGAUAUAUAAAUAUAUAUUCUUUUUUAUUUUCAAUGCUCUUUUUGUUUAUUUUUUUUCUUUCUGGCAAUAGUGUAAAAUAUUUGAGGAUAUGAACUUGAUGGCUUUACAUCUUUAGGAAUCAUUCCAUUUACCCUUUUGGUGUUAUGUUCCCAUUUCGAGUUAACUUUGCCGCCUAUGUGGUCCUUCACACUGUUCUGUGUCUCAAGUGUUACCCAGAAGCAAAGCCCUACCUAAGCCAUAGCAUCUGAACACGCUGAUUUGUGGAAUAUAUGCAAUAUAGAGCUCAUUGACUUCGCCUGUCAAAGGACAAAUUCGGGUGUCCAUUAUGCCAAAAAGGUUUAGAUAUAAGGCUAAAGGGACUUUCAUCUGGACAGAGAUCAAACAAUCCUCUGAAAAUGUGUCCAUGUUACCUGAAGGCAUUUAUGAACAAAUGAUUGUUUACAUAUUUUUGUCUUUCUGGUUCGCUGGUUCAUGAUGUAAGGCUAGGACCGAGUCUGUUUAGUCUCCCUUUUUGUCCCUGUGUCCUCUCCAAACCCAAAGAUGUCAGAGUGGAUCACCCUCACGGUUCACGUGUUGUCAGAGGGAGAGGAGAGUAAAAAUCGAGGAACCAGAGUAGACUUUUGAAACGCUGCUGCUGUUUCUUAGAGCUGCUAUGAGUCCAGACUGUGUUCUUCCGGAUCAGUUUUCUUGUAAACUUAUAUUUUUUGUCCAUUGUUUUUUGAGAUAACAACCACAUAGAGGGCAAUAUCUAUCCUCCUGUACACCUCUGCUUUAUUGAAUCAUCAUUCAUUCUCUUAUUUACAGCUACAUAGGUUGGAUCUAAAUGCAAUGAUACUUGGAUGAAAUACAGAAAUAAAAAACGAUUUUCACCUGAAAAUGCCCGAGAAUAUCUCUCACAGCAGUCCCUUGUUAUAUCUGUCAACAUUUAAGAUUUGAUUAUCGUAUGCUCUAGAUUUUUGACCUGUGUGAAUAUGGUUGAUUUAAAUGAAGAUUAAAAGACCUCUGAGUCUUAAAAUCAGUGAAUCUGGUGAAGGAAUCUAUAAAGGUAAACAUAUUCCUGGUGCUGUAUGCAGAUCAAGUGAAAAACGUGUUGAAUUUAAUCCUCCUCUAAAAGCAUACAAAAUGCUGUUUAAGUGAAGCCAAAUGAAAUCCAGUGUCCAAGCUAAAUUUGAAAUUUUUAAUUUUUUUCCCUCCAUGUUAUUAUGUCUUUGUAAAUUAUAUUGAAUCGAGGCCUUGCCAUACAUUUCAGUAUCACUCAGUAUCGCCUGAUAGAGAGCAAUCAAAAUGUAUUUUUUAUUUCAUUUUGAUCAUAACCAUUGAUUGUAUCAGAUUUUCCUGUUUAUUGAUGCAUAAUAUUAAAUCUCCAUGAGUUUAUUCCUGAGAGAUUUUGUCAUGGUUAUUUCAGAUUAGUGUCGUUGCUGAAAACCUUGUGACGGGGUCAGAGAGGAAAGACAACAUGACGGCUUCAUUAUUCAUCCAGAAACCAACCAGUGCUACUAAACGCUGGAAAAACGCUAAUUGGUGUCAAUUAGUUUAUGAUAAUUCACUUAAACAGAACUUUAUUUGUGAACAUGCACCAUGUCAUCAUAAUAAAAACGGAUUCUUAAAACCAGUUUUUGACACUGGUUACCUGUACAACACAUAGCCAGAAGGUUAACUAAUAACACAGGGCCUUUUUUACUUGAUGUAUUACCUUAACAAAUCUUAAUUAAAUUACACAAAAUCAGUUGACCAGCUCCAGCUAUGAACCUGGGGCUUCUGGGGCCCACAGGGUCUUGGGGCCUCCGAGCAGUUGCUCACCUUGCCUGUUUGGUGAUCCAGCCUUUGUGAGUUAACUUGGUAACGUCAUAUACAAAAACAGGAUAACACAUCCUCAGAAAAUCUGAUGUGUAACAUUAGCUUCAGCAUUUUGUUGAGUAAAGUCUCAAGCGAAUAUAUUUAUUACAGUACGUUUUUAAUAUUGGUGCUUACUUCUUUGAAAUUCCCCUUGCAAGUUUAACAAAGUGAACCUCCUUCUGCAACCUGAGAUAAAGCUGAGGAAGAUGAUCAGAUGGGUUUGAAAGCCCCAGAUAAAGUGAAUAAGUGGACCUUGAGUUAACAUUAUUAUGACUCAAACUACUCUUUUCAAGGUCAAUACUACUGUUUCCAGUGGUAAAAUGUAACUAAGUACAUUUACUCAUGUACUGCACUAAAGUACAACUUUGACGUAGUUGUAUUUUACGUAAGUAUUUCCAUUGUAUACUACUUUAUACUUACACUACAUUUUGAAGGCAAAUACUGAACGUUUUACUUGACUAAUAUGUUUGAUAACUUUAGUUUCUAGUCACUUUACAAAUUCAGAUUAUUAAUACUCAAAUUCACCUAUAAAUUCUGAUGAAUUAAUAAAUGUAAUACAAUAAUAAUAAUAAUAAGAAUAAUAAUAAGAAUAAUAUAAUAUCACUGAAUCUGAAAUGGGCCAUUCUGUGUAAUGAGUAUUUUCUCUUGGUGCUUAAGUAAAUCAAAUCAAGUUUAGUAUAUAGCACAUUUAAAAACAACCGCAGUUGACCAAAGUCCUGUACAAAUUAAAGAACGAUACACAAAUAUAUAGUAAUAUAACAUGUACACAAAUAUAAAACAGAAAAACACCAGUAAGAACAAUAUAAAAAUAUUAGUACCACUACAAACAACCAAAGGCCAUUGAAAACAUUACGUUUUAAGAUUUGAGACAAAUGACAAGAGACUAAUGCUAAUGCUUUUGUAGCCUCCUUUUACUUGAGUAGGACUUUGAAUGCAGGACUUUUACUUGUAGCUGCGUUUUUACAGUGUAGUAUUUUUACUGUUAGUUGAGUAAAGAUUUAAAUACUUCUUCCAUCACUUACUAUUUCGCACGUAAUUCAAUUUUUAAAAUAUAUUUUAAACAUUUUUUUUUUUUACCUUUUUCUUUUGAUAACACGAAUGUCCAGCAGGGGCGCUGACCGUUGAAAAAUUCUCCCAUCAGCCACUGCGACAUCCUCAAUAAAAAGGCUCCGCACCCUCUGCCUGUCCUCACUCUUCUGCCACGCAGCAGGCCUGUCGACAGGAUCUCUGCAAAAUGAAGGUGGACGUCAGAUGGCUCAAAAUGAUAAGCAUUGACCAACAUGAACUACUAUACCGGUCUCUGCAAAGUCAGGACACAUUAAGCUGGAAGCUGAAAAUCUGAAUGAACUGAUAGACGAACAAGGUGUGCUUUCGUUGGUUGACUUGACCUUCGGUGACAUCCAGGACAGAUGGUCCUGGUGUUCUUUGAUCUUGCUUUCAUCUUCUCAGAGCAGCUACAGGAAUAAGAACAUGGCAGGGCUGAAGACACAGAAUCGCAGCAAGAACAUGGCGGAGCUAAAGACAAAGUGAAGACAUGAAAAACCUUGGCGAAUCUACAGCCUUGCAUUGAUCAAGUGGGAUUGGGACAGAUGUGUGAACAAGAGGUCACACACAAGCAUGGCUAUGAUGGCAAUGCUGGAUUGAACAGCAAAGACGAUCUGCUGAGGAAGGAGAGCUGCAUCUGCCAGUCUGACCUUGGAGUGCAGCUGUGAAGCCCUUUGGCCCUGAUGAUCAAGCCACCCAGCAGCUGUGGCAUCCAGCCUGUGUUGAAACAUCCUUGAGCAAGACAGGGCCCCAAACUGCUCCUAAUGGGUGUGCCAUCAGUAUGUGUGAAUGUUUAACGGGGGUAGCCCCAGCCUCCAGUGUGUGAAUGUGGCAUGUAGAAAUGUGAAUGCAUUAUCAUGAAUAUCAAGAACUUGAAGUGCUUUUGCAAAAUUGUGGCAAUAAACUAUAAAAUAAA